GAAAUUUACAUCUUAUUCGGUCAGACUUGUUAUCACAUCUGAAAGAAGAAAAAAAGGGCCGCUUCCCAUUUUGCCCUAAUCGCAUAAACAACUCCCCUCCAUCGCACACAAGACACAGAAGCAACCUCUGAGGCUCCGACCUCCUUCCAUCGUCAACACCACUUCCGACACCUCCCUUCGCCAUCGCCUAUGUUCUCUAAUCUUCCUUUAGUGUCGACCACCACUUCUGCCGGUACAGCUAGCGUCGCCGACAACGAACGCCUCCAACGAGCCCACUGCGUCGUCGGCUCUCUCGUUAAGCAACGAUGUCGCUCACAUCCGAACGCCAAGAAAUAUCCCUUUGAACACCGACACCUUCAGGGCCGCCGUUCGACAGCAAGACAUAAGAUAAUGUUGAAGCGAGAAGAGAAAGUGUGCAAGACAGGGUUUUAUGUGCUACAUAUAUGGAACUAUUCAAAUGGAAAAUGUAGUUAUUAAAUGAUUAUUCUUGAAUUUGUUUAAUUGAUCAAGUUUAAGUUGUUAUUAUGGUCUUUAGAUUAGAUUUGCAAGUAAUAGAUUGUGGUCAUUAGAUGGUCACUCUUGAAUUGGUUUAACCGAUUAACUUUCAGUUGUGAUUAUGGUUUUUAAAUUAGCAAUAUUUUUCCAUUUUCAUGUUCAAG
Molecule: messenger RNA, 659 nt
Organism: Lactuca virosa
Lineage: Eukaryota; Viridiplantae; Streptophyta; Magnoliopsida; Asterales; Asteraceae
Source: the annotation of a GenBank genome assembly